Perca fluviatilis (European perch) is the source of this 1262-nucleotide messenger RNA. Its product is annotated as N-alpha-acetyltransferase 80. Lineage: Eukaryota; Metazoa; Chordata; Actinopteri; Perciformes; Percidae. Gene Ontology annotation, cellular component: cytoplasm. The transcript has 2 exons. The record is from RefSeq and is a predicted model, not a curated record. Bases 1 to 1164 code for a protein of 387 amino acids. Gene Ontology annotation, molecular function: acetyl-CoA binding; N-acetyltransferase activity. Gene Ontology annotation, biological process: protein acetylation.
AUGACCUCAGACGCGCACACAGAGCAAGCUAAAGGCCUCACAGCUCGUUGCUUGAGGAAGCUCCAACCUCUCAGUAUGAAUGUCUUUGCUGCGAUGACCUUAAUACAGUUGAACCCUGAUCACCACAGGUCUGAGCCAAUACCAUCAACCAAUUCCAAACCGGAGAGCGGAGGUGAGCAGAACGCUGACCUGAACCCCAUCUCAGCAUCACACCGUCCGACACAAAAUGUCAAGAACGUCUGUGAGAGCUCAACAUUGGGUGGAGAAGUUAAAGAGAAGCCGCGCACGGACUCGGAACAACCGGAGAGGAUCCGUGCGGUUCCGAUCUACCGGCGUCCGGACCUGCUGCUUCCCUGCGCAGACCUGGUCAACUCUGAGUGGCGGAGGAGCCAGGCCGCCCGGCUUCACUCUCUGCAGAAGUCCUGUCCGGAGUUCCCCGUCUGCCUUGUUCUCCUGCAGGGCCGAGGGGAGACGGAGCGGCUGCUCGGCCACGCCCGGCUGUCCCAGGUCGUGGGUCACAGCAGCAGCCUGUUCGUCGAGUCGGUGGUGGUGUCCAGGGCGGAGCGCGGGAAGGGCCACGGCCGCACUCUGAUGGACGAGACUGAGCGCUACGCCAAAAGCAGAGGGUUCAAGCGCCUGUGCCUGACAACCCACGACAAGCAGCACUUCUACGCCCACCUCGGCUACGCGCUGUCGAUGCCGGUGCAGAACGCAGGCGCCAUGACGGCGUUUGUUCCCAUGGAGACUCUUUUGAGGUUCUCCAGAAUGCCGAGUGAAGAGGCGAACACACAGCAACCAGCACGCACGAAGAUGGAAGUGUCUCAAGGAGGGGCUUGUGUCGUGGGGUUACCUCCACCUUCUGGUUUACCUCCUCCGUCCAUCCCUCCUCCUCCACCUCCUCCGUCCAUCCCUCCACCACCUCCUCCAUCCAUCCCUCCUCCUUCUCUACCACCUCCUUCCUCCAUCCCUCCACCACCACCACCACCACCCCCUCCGUCCAUCUCUCCUCUUCCACCACCACCCCCUCCGUCCAUCCCUCCUCCACCUCCACCCCCUCCCUAUAUCCCUCCUCCUCCUCCUCAGCUUGUAGUUCAGACUCUGACUGAAACUCCCUACAGAGACGCCAAAGGCGUUCCCAUCUAUUGGAUGCACAAAGACAUUUGACGAACACACAGUCAGAUACACUUGGGAAAGCAUUCUCCCGCAUUCAUUUUAGAUAAUUACAAAAAAAAAACCUGCACAUUAAUGAAUUGAUUGUGCUU